This is a messenger RNA of Ramularia collo-cygni, 1350 nucleotides long. RefSeq lists its product as uncharacterized. Bases 1 to 1350 code for a protein of 449 amino acids. The transcript has a single exon. NCBI's taxonomy places the organism in Eukaryota, Fungi, Ascomycota, Dothideomycetes, Mycosphaerellales, Mycosphaerellaceae. The record is from RefSeq and is a predicted model, not a curated record.
AUGACUCCAGAAGAGGUAUCCAAAGCAUAUAGCAAAUUACGUCGCUACAACACCUCCUUUGACUUGAACGUGGACCAAUACUGUCCACCCCUUGUCCGCAUCAAAAAUGGCAACAUAGCAAAACGGCAGCCCCACGUUCGACAGAUGGGAACGGAUUACUGGAAAGCUCAGUGUUCAUUCCGCAGCUUGAAGACCUCYGGCAAAGUUGACGAGCUCAAAGAUCGCAUCCGGGGCAGAGAUCGCGGCAAGGACAUCACCAUCAAACAGGAUCUGGACAAAGUACAAGCCUUACUGGAUACCCACCACAAGCAGAUGGACGAGGAAAAUCUGGAACGCUGGUGGCAAGAUGCUUCAAUCAAACUAGAACUGAAGAUUGAGUCCGAUGCGCAUCGAGCUCUCAAAGAAUUACUCGAACGUGAUCCUGACGUUCUCAAUUCAGCUCUGGWAGUGCAGACCCGAUCCAAUGCGCUGGUAUACUGGGCCGAGAAGCUUGGCCUGUCUUGUCAGACCGUUGAGCCUCCCGAAAGUAUGUUGGCUGGAACGAGUGACUGGCUUGGCCCGGGUUCUUGGUCGGUGAUAGGAAGAGCAGAUCUGGUGCUGCAGCAAGUGAACAAGUUGACUGACCAAGCCAAUUCUGAGGCUCGACAAGCCAAGGCUAGAGCUGAUGCUGCAAAGGAAGCUCGCAGAGUCGAGCUGCAGAAACAACAAGAUGUUCUCUUGUCGGAGGCCAAACGCCAGGCCGAUUGGGAUCUGACGGGCUCGUGGAUUGUCAAAUGUACCGAGCUGGCGUGCUAUUUGAGUGAGCAGCCCGAGAAGCUUACAAUGGAGGUCUACGUCGACGACUUUGACGUGGACGAUGCUCGAGGGCCAGACGCACAAAGCGAUGAUGAGUACGAGGGAUAUCAGGAGUACGAGGAGGGCAGUGGAAUACAACCACGGAAAGCCACCGCCGCCAUCAGCAAGAACAAAGCAAACAUUCCAAGGUACUGUGCGAGCUUCCAUUUCGGCGUGGUCGAAGGCGUGAUGCGAAUCUAUCCCCCGGCAUCCUCCAGAUCCAAGACCGCGGCUUUCAAAGUCAGUACCAGUCCGCGAUUCGAAUAUAUUUGGAGAGGCCGAGAGACAGGUGAAAGUGAAAUCCAAACCAGAGCAGACGAGAAUGUCCUCCCCAUCACGUUUGGAAAUCAUGGAACGACCUUCGAAGGAACCUUCCACUGUGACUAUUUGCAGCCGGUGAAGAUUGUCGGCCAGAAGAUCUCCCAUGGCCGUGGUCGGAAGAUGAGCAGCGAGACGCAAUGGUCUGACUUGACAGAGCGGGCGUGGGAGCGGGAGCGAGUCGGUCGCUGGGGAUAG